AGCAUAAUAAUUUGUGGGAGUGUUGGGUAGACGUAGCAUCAAGGGCUGACGGACAAACUUACACGGGCAUCCCAUUAUAACUUUCAUCAUAAUUACUAUGUACGGCCACCAGAAGUAGUUGGACUGGUGAUUAUGAUAGGUGUGUAGCAUUUGAAACGAGUGGGAUCGUGCCAGCAUGAAGCUGCAGCUUGCUACUUGAAUGAAAUACGAAGUUCUGAUCAGGUAGUGUCGAGUACUGUGCACAAUGUAGCUAUGACAGACACCAGCGUGAGCAAUGCCGCGGUAUCACCACAGCACUGGGUCUGGGCUGAGUGCAGCAAUGCCGUCCUCGCAGACUGCUGCAGUGGAGAGUCAUGCGACAGCUUCCAACCAACUUCUCGUGCGAAGGCUCUUGCCUGCUGGCAGCAGUACCGGUCUCUGUUGAGGACCAUCGAAGGUCUACCAUGCAGCCCAACCUCAGUUCACUGUGAACUACUAGUGCGGCACAAUGCUGCCGCCGUCCUAUUGCUGAUAGAUGGCCAAGGCACCAAGGAUAGUGGUGAUGAUAGUGAUGAUGGACAUCGGGAGGUUUGCCCCGGUGCAGGUCCACUUCAUGGCGGCCUUCACGUCGCGCUGCAUGUCCUGGGCCAAGGCUUGAAUAGAGCUCUGAAAACCCUGUCUGCGUCUAUACAGCAGAGUGAGAUGAAUCAGGAUCACAGUGUUGGUGCUCCCUUCACUGCUGGCUCAGCAGCACGUGUUCUGAACAUUGACAGUGUUGCUGCUAUAGCAAGGGAUGAUGUGGCAGCAAUGGUGACAGCCUCUACUGACAUUUUCAAGGCUGUGAAGCAUUGCACUAAGUCUGAAGAUGCUAUUCGUCUCCUCGCCGCAUUGCUGACAUGUGUCUCCGCGAUCACUUACGGCCUGCAGCUGUUGCCUUCAGACCACGGUAUGAGCCAGUCGCUGUUUCAGCUCGGUGUGGACAUAUUAGGGUGCCUUGGCAGCAAGUCACCAACUAGAGGCAAAGAUGAGCCACAUAUCAACUUGAUUGGUGAAGGGCUGAUCAGUUUCUGGAGUUUCCCAGAUCUCAAGUUCCAUUUGUCCAACAUGUUGUGCUCAAUGGUGUGCGUAUGUGCGACUAGUAGUGGCAGCUUGUCAGCGUUGAGGAAAGUCUGCAAUGAGUGCUUUGGAGAGGGGGAGCACCAACAUGCUGAAUUGAUCUUUCUAGAAGCAUGGCUACUGUGUAGAAAUGGAGAAGCGGCACAAUGCAUAGAUCUGCUGGACAGCGCCGCCGACACACUCCGAGGCCAUCUUUCCUCGCAGGCCAAUCUUCUCGGGGGCAUUUGCCGUUUGCUCAUGGGUGAGCCUCACCGUGCCCUGCUCAAGCUGAAGGCCAGCAUAGUAGAUAACGUACUGCACGUGUCCAUACUGGCUAUGCUCUCGGCAUGCCACGUCUUCAAGCAGCUCAGAGAUUCCAAGUCUGAAGUCCAGUCCUGGAAGCAUGCUGCAGAGUUGUAUGCAGAGUACAGCAAUGGGCGCUCAGCAUGCUGUGAUUUCUCCCACAUGGUGUCCUUCGCUCUGUCAGGCACUGGACAUGGUGGUGCUGAUCAACGUGACACCAGUCGGCCAUCCUUGCCAGUCUUGCCGGCGUUGGCAAUCCACCGUCGUUUGCACAGGGUCUCCGUGCACCUGUCCGUGCCGCACCACCAGCAGCUCUUGCAUGCCUAUGCACAGACCCUACUGUCUCGGCACUCUGCUCCUGAUAGUGAUCAAGAUGACGACACUCUGGAUAGAUGCACAUCAAUAUACAGCAGACUGCUGCAAGCUAUGACGAAGGCAUCAUCACUUUUCACCAGUCAGGUAUUCUGUCAUGCUCUAAAUGACAGUGCGGCAUACUCUAUGACAUUGCUGGAGUAUGCUGCAGCACUGCGCGAUGCCUCCCAGCCCGAGGAUAGCACUAGGGUCUGCCUCAAGUUACUCAGCUUCUGCUCGGCGCAUGCAGGCAGUCAGUCAGCUAAGCUUGGAAUACGUGUUGUCAAUGAAGCCAUACUCACAGUGUCCCGGGGAGGUGAUUGCUUUUCUAAGGACACCGGCACCGUUACAUCACGGAAGAGGAAGCACGAAAUUUCGGAUUCAACGUCUGAGUAUGAUCCAAAUCACAUUCAGAUUCAGUUUCUGGAGAGUGCAGCUUGGCUAUGUCGUGCACUCAAUCUGCGUGCAAUGCGGCAGGUUGAUGAGGCUGUGGAAAGUUUACGAAACUGCAUCGCUACGUUGGAAGACUUGCCACCUUUGUCAGUGGCCUCUGGCAUAUCUAGUGGUGCAUGUAACCAGACUACUACUGUCAAGGAUCUGUACACAGUCAAGGCUGAAGCACUGUACACGCUAGCAGAUGUGCUGCACGACCAGUUCAGUACUGAUAAUGACCAUCGUCAUGUGAUCAAAGAACACCUGCAGAAUGCAAUCGCAUGCUGCACCCAAGUUAGCAACAUGUGAGGAGGAGCAUCCUUGCUGCUGGACCAAUUGUUGAUUUUUUUUAUCUUGUCCAAACUAGCCGAAAGAUGAAUAUUGACACACCCACACACAUUGUGACAUUUCAAAAUAGCCGGUGUAUCAUCUGUACUUAGUCUCACACGAAUCCCGACAUUACUUGCAGAACCGCAAUAAAGAAAGCCAGGCGAACUUACAGAGAACGAUAUAUGAAAAGCAGCAGCCAUAUGAAAACAAUAAUCACUCUUAGCUUGCUACCAGAGACAUCCAGGGUAUUAAGUUUGCUGCACGAUAUAGCACUAUUAAAAAUAUGGUCUCUCUCCAAUGUCUAAGAUAUGAACAUGAUACUUAUGUUGAUAAAAAUAUUGAGCUUACAUUACGUUACUCUCAUGACAGCUCUGUACAUACCAAGAACGUUUUGACCAUGAAAACACUUCUACAAUUUCUACAUCCCCAGAAACUUAAAUGAAAAUCCAUGACAAUUGCAUUGGUUUCUUU
Messenger RNA from Sycon ciliatum, 2961 nucleotides. RefSeq lists its product as uncharacterized. The coding region runs from base 253 to 2469 and encodes 738 amino acids. Lineage: Eukaryota; Metazoa; Porifera; Calcarea; Leucosolenida; Sycettidae. The transcript is spliced from 18 exons. Gene Ontology annotation, molecular function: protein binding. The record is from RefSeq and is a predicted model, not a curated record.